Molecule: messenger RNA, 1986 nt
Organism: Arctia plantaginis
Lineage: Eukaryota; Metazoa; Arthropoda; Insecta; Lepidoptera; Erebidae
Source: the annotation of a GenBank genome assembly
AUGGCUGGACGGCUUGUGUUGUUGUUAGUGAUGUGGGCGGGUCUCGUGGUAGCUGACAGGAAAUUAACUGUUGUCGAGAAGUUAAGAGAAGAAUCGGAAUUGUCGCAGUUCUUGGCACUGUUGGAACGAAAUGUUGUGGUCAACACAACACUACAACACAGACAGAUGACUUUGUUCGCGCCCACCAAUGAAGCGUUUCAACGUUAUAAUGGGGAAAUGGACGAUUCUUUGGUCCUCUAUCAUAUAACAAACUUGGCAACAACGCUAUCAAACAUGGACUACGCGAUAUCGACAGAUCUCGACGGCAACCCACCGCUGUGGGUGACGAUGCGCCACGACUCCAUGCACAACGACAUCUACGUUAAUAACGCAAAAGUUUACGUUAGCAGAUCUUACCAGGCCAUUAAUGAAAACAAUAAAUUACAAGUGCUGCACGUGGUAGAUCAAGUUUUGCAGCCGUUACAACCACACGGUCCCUCAAUCAGCUCUCCCGUCUACAAUCCUAAUGCAUAUCACUUCCUGGAACACUCCGAUCUCUUCAACAUCGGACAAUAUCGCCUCAGAUCUUUUAGACAGAAAGUUAACCAGCUUAAAAAGAGCAAAGUAUUUGACACAGACGGACGCCACACCUUCUUUAUUCCAGUCGAUGAAGGUUUCAAGCCAACCACUAGAUCUGACCUUAUAGAUGAAAAGGUCAUAGAUGGGCAUGUCAUUCCCCAUCACGUACUCUUCACCCACGCUACACCUGAUGGCAAGGAAUUUGAAACGUUAGCCUUUGGUGAUAAUGUUAAGGUGAUCAUAUCAUUCAGCACGACUAUGAAUGGGAAUGAGGAAAUAACUUACGUAAAAUCUAAUACGGUGGCUGGAGAUGCAAAACACGCUCGAGGCGUAGUCUUAGCUGACAUCGUAAGAGCAAAUAUUCCAGUCAAAAACGGCGUAGUUCAUCUGAUUCAAAGACCGUUAAUGGUAGUCGAUACUACUGUAAUCGAUUUUCUCAAGGAAAAAGAAGACGGACCUCUUUACAAGUUCUAUGAAGUAAUCAUGGACCUAGGACCUAACAACCAGUUCUUCAACGAGCUGAAUUUGGCAAAGGACAUCACUUUGUUCGCACCAUCGAAUGAAGCCUGGGCAGAUUUUAGUGUCCAAAAUAUUAUUAGAGAUCAUAAAAGACUUCCAGAAAUAUUAAAACUACACUUGGUACGAGAAAGGCUUCCUCUAGAUGCUAUAAUUCACAACAACAUGAAUCAGAUCUAUCAAGCACCGACAGCUUCUGCCCGUAAAUACUUAUACUUCAAUGUUCUCACUCGAGGUCAAAAUCAAACUUUGACCGUAGAAGGGGGUGGAGUGAAUGCUACCGUUACUUUGCCUAACAUAGCCGCUACCAAUGGAUUUAUUCACAUAAUCGAUAGAGUAUUAGGGAUCCCUUACACAACAGUAUUCGAGAAGUUGGAAACUGAUCCUAUGUUGAAUAUCACCUACAACUUGGGCAAACGUCAAAUGUUUAACCAGCAACUUAACGACAUGGAAAGCCGCUACACCUACUUUGUACCUCGUGAUCAUGCUUGGCUUAAAUUUCAAAUAAAGCAUCCUUCGGCAUUCAAAGCUUUGUUCAGAGAAGAAAUCGGUUAUUUCACGAAGCAAAUUUUAGAGCGACAUGUUAUCCGAGCGGGACGAGCGUACACAGUAUCUGAUUUAAAACUUCUUGCAAAUGAAACACAUCCCUUCGUUCUACCAACUACACGCGAUCCACUCAAGCUGCGUGUCAAAGAAUCAGAUAAGAAUUAUUACGUUGAAUGGAAUGGUCACUGGAUCCAUGUGUUUAGACCUGACGUCGAGUGUACCAACGGCAUUAUUCACGUUAUCGACGAGCCUUUUGUAUUAGAAAGUGAUAUUCGUCUUACUGGCGGAGCUACAAGAGUCAGCUGUGCUUACACAUAUUUUAUGAUUUUCCUUUCUUUCUGUUUUGUGAGAAUUGCGGAGAAUUAA